This is a messenger RNA of Peronospora matthiolae, 1587 nucleotides long. The record is from the annotation of a GenBank genome assembly. NCBI's taxonomy places the organism in Eukaryota, Oomycota, Peronosporomycetes, Peronosporales, Peronosporaceae.
AUGUCGUCCACCAGCAACGCCUCCAUUGACAAGUUCAACGGAGACAAUUACGCAACGUGGAGCCGGUACAUGCGCGGUGUGUUUUUGACGAAGUCCGUCUGGCACGUUGUCAACCGUGAAGUGACUCCGACUUUCACCGACCCGCGAGCGUCCGAUGGCUACGUCAAGGCAAGCAACGUCGCGUUUGGUAUGGUGCUGCUGCACAUGAACGCGGACUACCAUCAUGUGCUGGACAACUGCGAGGAAGCCUGGGUUGCGUGGACAAGUCUGAAGACGCUGUACGGUGGGUCGCAGAAGGCAGGACGCAUCUACCUCAAGCGACAACUUUUCAGUAUCAAGAUGGCUGAAGGCGCGAACGUCAUGCAUCACUGCAACGAGGUCCUCAACAUCUCCGCCAAGCUUAGCGGCAUCGGUGCGAAGAUGGAAGACGAAGACGUUGCAAUUUGUCUGCUACUCAGUCUUCCGAAGAGCUGCGAAAAUGUGGUGCUCAACAUGGAAAUGAGCAGCACCGAGCUUCGCACUCAAGAUGUGGUGAGAGUCCUGACGAAUGAGCAUGCCAAGCGUCAAGGAGAAAAAGGGACAACGACAGCGACUACGGUGAAGGCUGAAGAUGCAAGCAAGGCAUUCAGCGCCGAGCGUGAGCCCUACCAAUGCACGUAUUGUGGCAAGGUGGGACACACGGUGGAUCGUUGCUGGACAAAGCAGAAGAACGAAGGUCGGGGAGCCCGACGCGGCGGCAAUGGUCGUGGACGCGGGGCUAACAAUGUCCAGUGGGGACAUCAUGAUGAAGGCAAUGGCUACGAUCGAGUGGCGUUUGCAGUCUCGUUCGAAUGUGGAGUUUCGACGAGCAAGGACGUGUCUGGAAUGUGGGCCGUCGACAGUGGUGCAACGCACCACAUUUGCCACGACAAGACCAAGUUCGCAAGUUUGGCAGAGCGCAAUGAGGGCGAACUCUUGGUGGCUGAUGGCAACAAGGUGGCCAUCAAGGGUGUGGGAACCAUCAUGGAAAAGGUGGUUCUGCCCAACGGUGAAGAGCGUGAGAUCGAAAUCAAGAACGCGCUAUAUGUUCCAAGUAUGAGCAAGAACCUGCUCUCGGUGCCACAGAUUAACAGCCAUGGCAAGUUUCAAGUCGUUUUUGACGGGUCCAAGAUGUAUGUGACUCUCAAGAACUCACAGCAAGUGGUGGCGACAGCGGAUCUCGUGGAUGGACUCUACUGGCUUCGGACGACUCAACUAUCAGCGAAUGUGACAACAAGUGGAACCAGUUGUGCCGAUCUACAUGCGAGAAUGGGUCAUGCUCCAGUCGAUGUACUUCGCAAGCUGAUCGCGACCAACAUGAUCAAGGAUGUGCGAGUCCCUCUCAAAUCGGGUGGAGCAACUACAUGUCGAGGAUGUCAACAAGGGAAAAUGGUCCAAAACCAUUUCCAAGCAACCCGAGACAAGCGCAGCUACGAUAAGUGUGAGCUGCUUCAUCUGGACAUCUGUGGGUCCAUGGAAAACGAUUCGCUCGGUGGUAGCAGAUAUAUGCUACUGAUCGUAGACGAAGCCAGUGGAGUGGAUGCACGAAGGGCUUUUGUCUACGAGUGA